AAUGAUAGCAAAUAUGGACAAUAGAAGAAUAUUAUUAACAAUAUUCACAACAAUUAUUCUAACAUCAACAAUAAAUUGUGAAUUAUAUACAGCCAUUGUAGAUUUAGAAGAAUUAUUAGAUAGUGAAUCAAUAUUAAUAACAACACUAGAUGAUUAUAUCAAUAAUGUUGAAAGUAAAUUAAAACAUUUACGAUUAUACCAACAAAAAUAUUACAAUGAACAUUUAAUUGCUAAACAAAAUAUCCAAGAAUAUUUAUCAAAUCCAAUCAAUGCAUAUUUAUUAGUGAAACGUUUAACGACGGAUUGGAAACAUGUGGAAUAUUUAAUUGAGGAUUUAUCAAAUGUUAAAGAUGAUUAUCCACUUAUUUUGAAUAACUCAAAGAGUGAUAAUAAUGAAGAAGAAGAGAAGAAUGGUGGACUAAAAUUACCAAAUGAUGAAGAUUUAAAUGGUGCUGCUGUUGCAUUGAUACGUUUACAAGAUACGUAUCGUUUAGAUACAAAUGCAAUUGCAAAUGGAAUAUUAAAUGGUAUACAAUUUCCGACUGAAUUGUCGGUUGAUGAUUGUUUUGAAUUAGGCCGACAAUUGUAUAAUAAUGGUGACUUCUAUCAUACAAUAUUAUGGAUGUAUGAAACAAAAAAGCGUUUUCAUUUAUACGAACAAGAACAACAGAAACAACAACAAUUAGAACAACAAUCAAAUCAAAUAAAUCGUAAAAAUAUUACAACAAACGAUAUAAAUGAUAUUUGUACUAAAGAUCUGGCAUGUACGUCAAAACAAACAAAUACAAAAUCACCAUUAAUUAUGACAACGAAAUAUGUAGAUAUAUUAGAAUAUUUAGCAUUUAGUAUAUAUAUGGAAGGUAAUUUACAAAUUGCAAUUGAUUUAACAAAAGAGUUAUUACAAUUAGCACCAGAUCAUUCACGUGCUAAGGGCAAUUUAGUCUUUUAUGAGAAUAAAAUUAAAGAAUUGGAAAAAGAACAUGAUAAUAAAAUUAAAUCUGAUCAUCAACAACGGAAACGAGGUGAAGAUGAGAAUUCUAUUGAAGAUAAUCAUAAACGUACCACACUUGAUAUUUAUUUGAAUGAAGAGCCAAUAACAAUACGUGAAAAACGAAGACCCGAUUACGAUGCGUUACCAGAACGUGAAUUAUAUGAAAUGUUAUGUCGCAAUGAAAUAAAACCACCACAAAAAGUAUUAUCAAAAUUAAGAUGUCGUUACCGUAAAAAACGCCAUCCAUUCACAUGGAUUGCACCAUUUAAAGAGGAAGAAAUGUCAUUAGAGCCAUUGAUUGUUGUAUAUCAUGAUGUGUUAUAUGACGAUGAGAUAAACACAAUUAAACAAUUGGCUCAACCACGUUUUCGACGUGCCACGGUACAAAAUCAUAAAACUGGUGAAUUAGAAACAGCACAAUAUCGUAUUAGUAAAUCAGCAUGGCUUAAAAAUGAUGAGCAUGAACAUGUCCAAACUGUUGUACAACGUGUGGAAGAUAUCACUGAACUGACACAAACGACUGCUGAAGAAUUACAAGUUGUUAACUAUGGAAUUGGUGGACACUAUGAACCACAUUUUGAUUUUGCAAGGAAAGAUGAAGGAAAUGCAUUUAAAAGUUUGGGUACCGGAAACAGAAUUGCUACUAUAUUAUUUUAUAUGAGUGACGUAUUGCAAGGGGGAGCGACAGUGUUCCCGUCAAUAAAAACAGCAUUAUGGCCACAGAAAGGAUCGGCAGCAUUUUGGUAUAAUUUACAUCCAUCUGGUGAAGGUGAUUAUUUAACAAGACAUGCAGCGUGCCCCGUUCUAUCCGGAUCCAAAUGGGUGGCAAAUAAAUGGAUACACGAACGUGGGCAAGAAUUUUUACGACCGUGCCGUUUAGAACCAGAUCCUAUUGAACCUGAUAUGCGAUUAGUUAAUAAAUAAUAUUGAAAUUUCAAGAUAUAUUUUAUUUUAUUAAUAAUUGUAAAUAAAACUACCAAAUAUUAUUUAGUUAUAAGAACGUAAUUAAUAAUAGCGACUUUGAUUAAUUAGUUAUAUGUAAGUU
Molecule: messenger RNA, 2036 nt
Organism: Chrysoperla carnea
Lineage: Eukaryota; Metazoa; Arthropoda; Insecta; Neuroptera; Chrysopidae
Gene: PH4alphaEFB
Product: prolyl 4-hydroxylase subunit alpha-2
Exons: 6
Coding region: 2-1915 (637 amino acids)
Biological process (GO): peptidyl-proline hydroxylation to 4-hydroxy-L-proline
Cellular component (GO): endoplasmic reticulum
Molecular function (GO): iron ion binding; protein binding; procollagen-proline 4-dioxygenase activity
Source: RefSeq, a predicted model, not a curated record